AUGGUCCAGCUCACUUCUCUCUUCCACAAGGCCUACCAUGGAGGCCACCUAACCAUCCGUCUUGCUCUGGGCGGCCGUACCAACUGGCCUUUCUACCGCAUCGUGGCUGCUCACAACAAAUUCCCCAGGGAUGGCCGUUUCGUGGAGCAGCUGAGCUCCUAUGAUCCAUUGCCCAACACCCAUGGAGAAAAACUCGUUGCGCUCAACCUGGAGCGGAUCCGGCAUUGGAUAAGCUGUGGGGCCCACCUCUCUAAACCCGUGGAAAAGCUUCUGGGCCUUGCUGGUUUUUUCCCUCUGCAUCCCAUGGUAAUCACAAAUGCUGAGAGGCUUCGGCGGAAACGGGCGCGUGAAAUCCUCUUAGCAGCUCAGAAAACAGAGACAGAGGCUACGGAAACAGAAGCAAGCUGACGUCAGUGAGCACAGCAGCAAGAAAAGGUCAAAGUCCUCAUAAAACACUUGUGCAGAGUUUUUUUAAAAUUAGGUUUAGAGGUCAAU
Messenger RNA from Myotis davidii, 495 nucleotides. Its product is annotated as 28S ribosomal protein S16, mitochondrial-like. Gene Ontology annotation, biological process: mitochondrial translation. Gene Ontology annotation, cellular component: mitochondrial small ribosomal subunit; ribosome. The record is from RefSeq and is a predicted model, not a curated record. Gene Ontology annotation, molecular function: structural constituent of ribosome. Lineage: Eukaryota; Metazoa; Chordata; Mammalia; Chiroptera; Vespertilionidae.